UCAUUUCUUGUUUUGUUUUGAUCAGCUGACCUGCAGCUCCGCUUCGUCACAUGACAUCCGUUUCCCCUGUUUGCGUUGGACACACUCAGCUGACCUGGGAUCGGUCCUACCAGCUCAGACUAACAGCACUAAGUGCACCGACACUCACACAACUCUGGUUUGGUUUGUUUGUGUGUGUUUGUGAGAAAAGCGGAGUUCACCGGACUCGGUUUAAAAUAACGGAAGUUUAACGUGACCUGCUCGCCGCGCUGCUGCGUUCCUGUGGGAGACCAGACUUGUGACAAGUUUAGAUGUGACCGGAAAAACGGCUGAAAUCUGGAUUCACUGGACGCCGAAUUAACAGCUGGAGUCUACUAAUUAUCAGAGGAGUAACAUCUGUGUUUUAAAGAGUUUGUCUCCACCCGUCUGCAGAGAGACAAACAUGCCGUCCAACAGGUCGGUGUCUGACGCCCCCAUCACUCAGUUCAUCAACUGCAGAAUCCUGAGAGACCACCGACUGCAGAGAGAGGAUCUGUGGGUGCGUGACGGGAGGAUUUUGGAUCCAGAGAAGUUGUUUUUUGACGAGCAGGGUUACGCCGACAAACGUGUGGACUGUGAAGGCAGCAUCAUCGCCCCGGGCUUUAUAGACGUUCAGAUCAAUGGAGGAUACGGCGUCGACUUCUCUCAGCCGUCGGAGGACGUCGGUUCUGGACUUUCUUUUGUGGCCAAAAAGAUCCUGGAGCACGGCGUGACGUCCUUCUGUCCCACCCUGGUCACAUCUCCUCCUCCUGUCUACCACAAGGUUCUGCCUCAGGUCAAAGUUCACAACGGAGGCCCGCAUGGAGCCGGAGUUCUUGGUUUCCAUCUGGAGGGUCCGUUCAUCAGCGUGGAGAAGAAAGGAGCUCACCCGGAGAAGUUUCUCCGAACCUUCCGGUCCGGAGGCCUCGAGGACCUGAUUGAGGCCUACGGCAGCCUGGACAACGUUGCCAUGGUGACACUGGCUCCUGAGCUGGCCAGCAGCCAAUCGGUGGUGAGGGAGCUCUCCCAGAGAGGCAUCACUGUGUCUUUAGGUCACUCUGUGGCCAACCUGUCCCAGGCCGAGGACGCUGUUCAGCACGGAGCCUCCUUCAUCACUCACCUCUUCAACGCCAUGCUGCCUUUCCACCAUCGGGACCCCGGCAUAGUGGGUCUGCUGACCAGCGAUCGGGUUCCUGCAGGAAGGACGGUGUACUAUGGCAUGAUAGCUGAUGGGAUCCACACCAACCCUGCAGCCCUACGCAUCGCUCACAGAGCUCAUCCUGCAGGUUUGGUGUUGGUGACGGAUGCCAUCACAGCCAUGGGUCUUCCUCCAGGUCGUCACACUCUGGGCCAGCAGGAAAUUGAGAUCCAGGGUCUGCACGCGUACGUGGCAGGCACUACAACUCUCUGUGGCAGCAUAGCCACGAUGGACAUGUGUGUGCGGCACUUUAAACAGGCUUCAGGCUGCAGUGUAGAGGAAGCUCUGGAAGCUGCCUCGCUCCAUCCUGCUCAACUUCUGGGGAUCUGCAACAAAAAGGGAAACCUGGACUUCGGUUCAGAUGCAGAUCUCGUUUUGCUCGAUGAUGAGCUCAACAUCAAAGCCACCUACAUUUCAGGAGAGGAGGUUUGGGGGAAAGGAGCGUAGAAGAAGAAGGAGCCUGCAGACGGAAACUGGGCCCGGCAGCCGGGACCUUCGGUGCCUUCAGGGGACGCUGUUUACCACAGAACCACAAACAGAAACACAAACAGAACACACAGUGAACUAUCAACAUGUCGGUCCAGAGUGAACUAAUAACAGUUUGGGUGGAUUAUGAUUUGAAAAUCAGCGCAGAAGAUAUCUGAUAUAUCACACAUUAUAAAAUACAGUGAAUGACUACAACUCCCAUCAGCCUCAUCUGUACUCAAGCCAGGCCAAACCGUCAUCACACUAGUAUAGUAAUAUAUUAGCCAUCAGUAUCAUGGCUAAUAUAUUAUAUAAAAUAUAAUAUGAACAAACUACUUAACUGUCUGUUCCUGGAUGUCGAUCAGGCUCCUUUUGCAUUUAUAAAGAGACAUUAUUCUAAAAUAAUCUGGACUGUAUUUUCAGUACUGAGUGAGAGCGCUGCAGCCAGCAGAAACUAAGCUGGCUGUGAAGUAAUCCUUGGUGGGUGAUUGCACUCUGUCAGCAUGCAGCACGUCCAUUUAAAGUGCAUGUUUUUGGCACCGAGGCUCAGAUUGUUGGAGUAAGUGUCUGGAAACCUUUUUAUUAAAGAGUAAGAUCCAGCUGAUGCACUGCUGCCUUCAGAGACCACCGUAACACUUCAUUUACACUGAAGAGAAACAAAAUAAAACUUUAAAAGUUUAGAGUUUCAUUUUGUUUCUCAGCUUGAGUUUGAAUGAAGUCUUUUAUGAUGCUCCGGGGUGAAAUGACACGGCGCUGUCCAACAGAAAGCUCUGUCUCUUCUUCAGAGUCAGGGUGCUGCCGUGAAAAAGGUCUUUAACAACAGUCUGAGCUCCUUAUGAACACAGUUUAAAUACAUGUUCAGCUGCACAAACUCAGAAUCCACUAAAACACGACAACACUCAGCACGUCUCAUGAAGUUCUCCUUCAAAGUUUAACUUGAGUUCAUCUGUCAUCAGGUCCUUUUCUGUUUGUUUGAAACGCACAUACAUGUUCAGACGUGGAGUGUGGACGGUCUUCAGUCUGUAUUUGGUGCUGUAAGUGUUCGAAUAAAAUCACAGACUCAGCAGGUGUUAGGAAAUAAAUCCUGUCCAAAUGGAGCUUCAGAUGUCCUAAAGAGGCCACCGUACAGAGAUGACUACACAUUUGUAGUUCGCUGCCAGUAUUUUUUAUUUGAAUGAUCUUUAAAUCAAGUAUCGAGUGUGACUCCUUCUGACUGUUGUUCUGAUCGUCUUUAUGUUGCUGACAUAUUUUUUAUGAAUGAUUAUGAAGCUUUACAGUUUAUUUUAAUCACAUUUAUAGAGAUGCGAUUCAAAAACAGUUUGAUAAUAAAGUCGAUAAAUUAACUUUCA
Larimichthys crocea (large yellow croaker) is the source of this 3009-nucleotide messenger RNA. It is a transcript of the gene amdhd2, whose product is annotated as amidohydrolase domain containing 2. The coding region runs from base 422 to 1642 and encodes 406 amino acids. The record is from RefSeq and is a predicted model, not a curated record. Gene Ontology annotation, molecular function: N-acetylglucosamine-6-phosphate deacetylase activity. Gene Ontology annotation, biological process: N-acetylglucosamine catabolic process. The transcript is spliced from 12 exons. NCBI's taxonomy places the organism in Eukaryota, Metazoa, Chordata, Actinopteri, Sciaenidae.